Aureobasidium namibiae CBS 147.97 is the source of this 894-nucleotide messenger RNA. RefSeq lists its product as uncharacterized. Gene Ontology annotation, molecular function: phosphoric diester hydrolase activity. The record is from RefSeq and is a predicted model, not a curated record. The transcript has a single exon. The annotation marks the transcript as partial. Gene Ontology annotation, biological process: lipid metabolic process. NCBI's taxonomy places the organism in Eukaryota, Fungi, Ascomycota, Dothideomycetes, Dothideales, Saccotheciaceae.
CGCAAUGUGAUCCCCGUGCCGUGCCACUCGCACAACGACUACUGGCGUCGGACACCACUGUAUGCUGCCUUGGCCUCCGGAUGCAUCAGCGUCGAGGCGGACGUGUGGCUCUUUGACGAUGACCUUUUGGUGGGCCACGACAUCGGCAGCUUGACCAGGGAUGUGACACUCGAGUCGGUGUAUCUUGAGCCGCUGCAACAAGUGCUGCGGGUCAUGAAUGCAAAUUCACAGGUCGGCAAUGUGAGUUCGGUCGGCAAGCACGGCGUAUUCAACGUAGACCCGAAUCAGACGCUUGUGCUGCUCGUUGAUCUCAAGACUUCCGGCCAUGAGACUUAUGCAAAGCUAGACAGACAGCUGCAGGGCUUGCGAGACGCACAGUGGCUCACUCACUGGAACGGCACGCACCGCGUCGAGAAAGCUAUCACCAUCGUGGCUUCCGGCAAUGCUCCAUUUGACUUGAUCGCUGCGAACGACAGCUACCGCGACAUCUUCUUCGACGCUCCCCUGACCUCUCUGGCCUUUGACGGCGACCCUGCUGUCUCGACACCCACGUCUGGAUUCCAAACAGCCCACGGCAAUCUAGUCCGCCCUGACUCUGAUCUUCUGCGCUUCAAGUACAAUCCCAGUAACUCGUGGUACGCAUCCACCAAUUUUAAAGCCGGUGGCGGCAUCCUAUCGAAUUUUGCCAUCACAGCUGCACAACGCAAGAAACUUGCGGACCAUGUGCGCAUGGCCGAAGCUCGAGCUCUGGUCCCCAGAUACUGGGGCACGCCUCGCUGGCCACGCAACUUGCGCGAUCAGAUCUGGGAGGUAUUGCUGCAAGAGGGAGUGGGAAUUUUGAAUGUUGAUGACUUGAGGGCCGUGAGGAAAGGGUCUUGGGGUAGGUGGAGGAAA